AUGAUUAUCACUUCUAUCAUUCUCGCCCUAGCGCUUGUCGGCAAUGGCGCAGACGCUGCCUUCGGCUUAACAACUACGAGCGAUAGAUAUAAAGUCGAUACAAAUGGUGGUCUAGUGUUCGAGGUCAACAGAGCAAACGGAGAUGUAACGAGCUUGUUGUUUAACGGCGUCGAAUACCAAGGGUCAGGCAAAGCAUCCGCCAUCAACUCCGGCCUUGGAACGUCUCAGGUGUCGGCGGAAACUCUCGAUAACAAAUACGUCAAGAUCACUGCUAAAUCGAGCUCGCUACCAGUUACUCAAUACUAUGUGGCUAAGCCGGACGAUGCGACCAUCUAUAUGGCGACUUACAUCACCGGGGAAGUUGAUCCGGGUGAGCUUCGAUGGCUUGCCCGCUUGCGACAAGAAAGCUUGCCCACAGGUGUGCACGGGGACGUCGGUAACAAUAUCGGGUGUACCGCAUUCGAAGGUUCCGAUACAUUUAAAUGUUCCAACGGACAGACGCGAUGCAAGAUGUACACUUCAGAUCGGUUCAUCGACGAUCAAAUACACGGAGUAUCCGGAUCUAACGUGGCUGUGUGGAUGAUCAUGCCCGGCACAGCAUACGAGACUUCGUCCGGCGGACCAUUCAUGCGCGACAUCAACAGCCAGACUGGUAGCAGCGAUCAAGAACUUUACUGGUAUAUGAAUAGCGGUCACGUUCGGACCGAGGCCUGGCGCUUCGGGUUGAUGGGGCCAUAUGCCAUGAAAUUCACCAAGGGAGACGAACCUUCGGCAGACCUAGACACGUCCUUCUUUGUGGACCUUGAUAUCGAGGGUUACGUUCCCGCAAGCCAGCGCGGCUCCGUCUCCGGCUCCGUCUCCGGAGUUCCGGAUGCUUUCGAGGCCGUCGUUCACUGGUACAACGACAAAUCCCAAUAUUGGACCAAAGCCACCGGCGGCUCGUUCAAAUCACCCUUGAUGAAGCCCGGGACGUACACCAUGAAAUUGUAUAAAGGGGAGUAUGAGGUAGCCCAAGAUACGGUGUCCGUCACGGCCGGUAGCGACGCGACCAAGAACAUCGCCUCCGCGGAGCCGAAUCCUUCGGUAGUCUGGCGCAUCGGAGACUUCGACGGUCGGCCGCAAGAGUUAAAAAACGGGGAUAAGAUCGAGCGGAUGCAUCCGAGCGACGUCCGGAUGAGCUCUUGGGGGGGUACCUUUACGGUCGGCCAGUCGUCUCCACGCAACUUUCCCAUGGCCCUAUUCUCCAAGAGCGGCGGCACGGCCAAGGUGAAUUUCGACCUCGCUUCCAAUCAGGUUCAGGAUCUUGUAUUGAGGGUGGGGACGACGCUCUCCUUCAAAGGGGGACGUCCGUCGGUAGCCAUUGGUAGCUGGACCGGAAAGGAUCCCGGUGCUCCGAAACUUAUCGACUCGAGGGGAGUAACUCGCGGUGCCUACCGAGGAUAUGGCGAAGUCUACAACUGGACCGUCCCGGCGAGCGCGUUGAAGAGCGGGCAGAAUACGCUGACGAUUGGCGUUUACGGUAGUGGAGAUCAAGAUUUCCUGAGUGCGAAUUAUAUUGUGGAUGCCAUCGAACUUCAGGGACCGGCAGCAACCUAGCUAGGCACUACCUGGGCAGCCUGCGUAGGUACCUACCUUCCAAGGAGGUGAGGGCGCAAGAUUGCGGACGCCACUUCACGAAUGGGAAAAUCCGUAAGCCACCUUCGGGGUAGGAUGGCUGUAUGACGUAAGACGAGUUUUGUCUCUUGUAAGACAGGAAUGCGUGAAAUAAUUGUCAUCUAUAUCCUUGGCUUAAAGUCAUGCUCUUUUGUGUUUUUUUCUUUUUCUCACCUCUGCUUGGCUCUGCAUACGAAGGGCUCCCGGGAUAUGCUACCUGCCAGGAAGUCAAGCGGAUCAUGAGAAGACUAACGAUGCGCUGGUAGCAU
Molecule: messenger RNA, 1922 nt
Organism: Annulohypoxylon truncatum
Lineage: Eukaryota; Fungi; Ascomycota; Sordariomycetes; Xylariales; Hypoxylaceae
Product: polysaccharide lyase family 4 protein
Exons: 7
Coding region: 1-1596 (531 amino acids)
Biological process (GO): pectin catabolic process
Molecular function (GO): carbon-oxygen lyase activity, acting on polysaccharides; carbohydrate binding
Source: RefSeq, a predicted model, not a curated record